GCCCGUAAUAGAAGAGAAUAGAACCACAUUUUGAGCAUUUUUUCAAUUUAUCGCCGUUCAGAACAGAAAGAUCUUAUCAUUGCACUUUAGUGAACAAGGGCAAACUCCUAUAACAUUGAGUACUGUAUAGAGCUUGGUAUAUUUUAAAUGAAAUGUGUAUUCCAAACGGUGACAAUGCCUUUAGAAGUCGAUGAAAACAUCGAGGCAAUCCAAAGGUAUACAUCGUUUCCCACUGUUAUUAGCUCUCAAUGCGGAAUAAAAUUACUGUGGGCCUCACAAUUCCUUUCCUGGAUAUGGUAACAUUAACUCAUGCUUUCUUGUCAGCAUUGGUAACUAACUUGUUUAUGAGAAACUCGCCAUAUUCAUUAAACUGUGCACAUAUUAGGAGUUGCUCUGAUAAUCUCCCUUUUACCAAUCUGUCGGUUUUGAUCGAUCAUCCACUGUUACCAAGGUCACAUGGACUGUCUCGCUUUAUUAAUCAGACAAAGUAAAAUUAAUAGAGCACAUUUAUCAUUAUUUGAGUAUAUCAAGUAUGUCAGAGAGCCAAUUGGGCCACAAUGGGAUAUUAUUUUGUAAAAGGUCUUGUUUGCCUGUUCUAAUGCUGGAAUUAAGAAAGCAGCAAAAUGCAAAGUAGUCCUGAGUUUUAAAAUAUUUUUGUUCCCUUAAAAGAACCUCAAAACUUUUUUUUCAUAUCAACA
Mycotypha africana is the source of this 698-nucleotide messenger RNA. RefSeq lists its product as uncharacterized. NCBI's taxonomy places the organism in Eukaryota, Fungi, Mucoromycota, Mucoromycetes, Mucorales, Mycotyphaceae. The transcript has 2 exons. The coding region runs from base 249 to 491 and encodes 80 amino acids. The record is from RefSeq and is a predicted model, not a curated record.